UUUAAUGGUUCCCAUCAAAACCACUAAAAACAUCAUCAGACCGGCUGACUUCCGCGAGGACUCCUGUGGCGGACGCAUGCAGCUUUCUCCCAGCUGACAACCGACCAUAACAACCCGCGGAGAGACAUUUUGGGACUUUCACCGAGCUCUUCCCUUCCCAAGAGAGAAUAGAAGUUCGCUUUUUUAAGUUUUGCAACAUUUCCAGAGUCUGCUUCUUCUUCACCCAGGAUACUUUCACAGAAGGCGGUGCAGUGGCCUGGCUCCUGAACCUCUGCGCCUUCAUUUACUCUCAUUAGCUUUGUUUAUUUCCUGUUUUUAUCCAAACACAUUUGGUGGUUCAUGUUCACAAAUGUUAGCGGUCGGGCAAAUGGAUGCUAACCGGCAGAGUGCUUUCGUCCUGGGCAGCACCCCGCUGGCGGCGCUGCACAACAUGACCGAGAUGAAAAACUCCCUGUUCCCGUACGCGCUGCAGCAGAGCCCCGGGGGCUUCAAGGCGCCCCAGUUCUCCUGCCUCAACUCCCAAUUUGCCGGGGGGACCCCGCACGGAAUAAGCGACAUCCUGGGGAGACCCAUCAACGCUGCCGGACAGCUGCUCUCCGCGUUCCCGCGGAUAAACGGCCUGGCCAGCACCGCCGCCGCCGCAGCAGCCGCGGGGAUGUACUUCAGCCCCGCCAUGUCGCGGUACCCCAAGCCCCUGGCCGAGCUGCCGGGGAGGGCGCCCAUCUUCUGGCCCGGGGUGAUGCAGGGCAACCCCUGGAGGGACCCGCGGCUCCAUUGUCCAUCUCAAGCUAUGAUGUUGGACAAGGACGGGAAGAAGAAACACUCCAGACCGACCUUCUCAGGGCAGCAGAUCUUUGCCCUGGAGAAAACUUUCGAGCAGACCAAAUACCUGGCCGGGCCGGAGAGAGCCCGGCUGGCCUACUCUUUGGGGAUGACCGAGAGUCAAGUCAAGGUUUGGUUUCAGAACAGAAGGACCAAAUGGCGGAAGAGACACGCGGCAGAAAUGGCCACGGCCAAGAAGAAGCACGACUCUGAGACGGAGAAAAUGAAGGAGAGCUCGGAUAACGAGGACGACGACGAGUACAACAAACCGCUGGACCCAAACUCAGACGACGAGAAAAUCACGAGACUGUUGAAAAAGCACAAGGCCACCAACCUGGCGCUGAUCAGCCCCUGCAGCAACAGCUCGGACACCUUGUGAUGCCCACAGCUGGGGGGGCACAGUAGGGGAGGGGGCCACAGAGACACGUCUUUCUGAACCCCAUCCCACCUGACACUUCGAACAUGCGCCUGAUGGGAUCGCAUCAUGCUCAGACAGAGCGAGAAAAUGCGUAAAAACCGCUGUUGCGCACGAAAGACGCGCUCCCCAAAACAUGUCCAGAGACGCUUUGGCUGCAUCCAAACUUACCGACAGUGUAAAAACGGAGAGGAAACUCCUGUCCGAACUCAACAAGACUGGUGAUUCAGCUGAAAGGACAACAUAAUACUGGAAAAUGUUUGGCGACGCAAAUCAGAUUUUUACGCAUUCAACUGGAGUUUUAACCACAGGUGUAAAUGUAAAGAAACUAUUAUAUACACACAAUCCGGAUCACUGUUGGCUCAUUACUUGUUGACUUUUAUUCCUCAAGCUGCUCCUCUUUAUGUAAUUCAUGACACUUGUUACAUUAUUUCCCGCGCCACCUCUACCCAAGAUUAGCAGCUUCUGUCACCUCUACAGCCAAGAGGGCCAUCCAUUUAGCCUCCAGCGAGAGUGGAUGUUCCUGUUAAUUGGUUUUCACUAUAUUUUCAUCUGAAGAAAAAAGACAGCUUUUUUUUAAAUUCUGAAGCCACACUUUUAGAUCAUUCAGCCUUAAUGCAAUUUGGGUUGAAGAAAAAGUAAAUGUAGCUUUGAGAGGUGUCUGUACGCUUUUAACAGAUUUAUUAGCAGCCCACUGUGAUCCGGAUCCCAGACGCAUGUUUCAGAUGGCAGGUGUAGACGGGCCUGUGACGCUUCUAAAGCUCAGUUUAACCAGGGUAUCCACUGUCCUAAAGGCACGAGGCCGCAGGUUUGACACGAAUGAAUGAUUUGUGCUGCAGCCUAAAGAUGAGAUGAGAUUGUAUAUAUUUUUUACUGAAUAAGUUAUGUUGUUUCAACCAGUGGAAACGUGGCAGCCGGACGCGCUUACAGAUAAACCUGCUGCUUCCUUUGUGUUCCUGCAGUGUGUCGGGCCAUGGUCCGUCUGGUACCGGCACACCGCUGUAACCCGCUGCUGUAAAUACCUGUAAAGGACAGCUAACAGAACACUCUCCAUCAUCUGGCCUCACUCAGCGGCAGAACACCGGCCACCGUUUCUGCUGGAAUUAAAGAGUAUUAUUGCUUCCGGGAAGGUUAUAGGAAGAAAAAAAACAACACUUUGUAUUAUGAAUAAAUUAUUUAACAAGCAUUUCUGUUGUAUUACGGGUUUUGUUUUAAUGU
Trematomus bernacchii (emerald rockcod) is the source of this 2455-nucleotide messenger RNA. It is a transcript of the gene nkx6-2, whose product is annotated as NK6 homeobox 2. The transcript has 3 exons. Gene Ontology annotation, molecular function: DNA-binding transcription factor activity, RNA polymerase II-specific; RNA polymerase II cis-regulatory region sequence-specific DNA binding. NCBI's taxonomy places the organism in Eukaryota, Metazoa, Chordata, Actinopteri, Perciformes, Nototheniidae. Bases 350 to 1201 code for a protein of 283 amino acids. Gene Ontology annotation, biological process: cell differentiation; regulation of transcription by RNA polymerase II. Gene Ontology annotation, cellular component: nucleus. The record is from RefSeq and is a predicted model, not a curated record.